This is a messenger RNA of Silurus meridionalis, 2564 nucleotides long. RefSeq names its product poly (ADP-ribose) polymerase family, member 12a (gene parp12a). Lineage: Eukaryota; Metazoa; Chordata; Actinopteri; Siluriformes; Siluridae. Gene Ontology annotation, molecular function: metal ion binding; NAD+ poly-ADP-ribosyltransferase activity. The record is from RefSeq and is a predicted model, not a curated record. The coding region runs from base 100 to 2061 and encodes 653 amino acids. The transcript is spliced from 12 exons.
UCCGACGUUCACCAAAGAAUUCUCACUUUCGUUUUCUCCAAACCGAGACUUAAACUAGUCCAGGGGACACGAAGUCAGAGGCACGAGCGAGUGAGAAUAAUGGCGUCUCUCGUAUCUAAUCACAUCCUGCGUGUGCUUUGUAAUAACCAGUGCUGUUUGGAGUUCCAGCAGUUGGACCGUAUUAUACGGCAGAGCUUCACUGUGGAUGAGCAGAUUCUGCGGCGCGCGCUCCUGGACUCCGAGAACUUCCGUGUUGUCGAUGAGGAGGCUUCAGCCGAGCGCGCGCUCAGUCCCGGUACUCACAUCAUUGCGACCACGACGCUAAGAUUGUGCAAAGACCAGUCGAAAUGCACAGGCUGCGACCACCUGCACUUGUGCACCUAUCUCGUGUGCGGAAACUGCAAAUUCGGGAAUAAAUGCAGACACUCUCAUGAUUUGAAAUCAGCACACAAUUCUGUUCUCCUGGGAAACAAGAACCUUAAUUUUCUUGAAGAAACACAGUUGUUUCAGCUUCUGCUACAGAAUGACCCUUCUCUUUUCCCAGAGGUUUGUUCCCAUUAUAAUAAGGGAAAUGGAGAACAUGGAAGCUGUAAAUAUCAGACAUCCUGCAUCAACCUGCACGUCUGCCAGCACUUUCUGCAGGAUGACUGCAAAUUCGGAGCUGCCUGCAAGCGAGCUCAUAAUUUCGAUGCAGCCGCCAUGAAAAUUUUGACUGGCAGAGGUUUCAGUCUAGAAAAUAUUCGCAACCUACAGAAAACAUACAAGAAUAAGUUUCUUCUCACUGGUCAGAAUGAUAAGUCUCUCUCCCAACGAGCAGAGAAAGUGUCUCCUACCCACGUCAAAGAAGUGAAAAAACAGCAGCGUUCCAGCAACUCUGUGAGUGAGGCGGACCGCAAUGAAAUCUGCCUUUUCUAUGUGGGCAAAGGCUGCAGUUUCAAAGAGAAAUGUGUCCGUGUUCAUUAUGAGCUGCCUUAUAAAUGGGAGAUUCUGGAUAAAGAUGGGCAAAAAUGGAACCACUUUCCCAAUGAAGAGGAUGUUGAGAGGGCCUACUGUAAACCAGAGAAUGACAACAGCUCUGGGCUUUUACCUGUGGAUUUCAUUUCAAUGAAAUGUGGAGAAAGAGCAGUUCGUCGUCUCUCUACAGCAUCCUCCGUUACCAAAACUCCUUACUUCAUCCUGACCACUGAGUGGCUUUGGUACUGGAAGAAUGAUCAGGGGAAAUGGAUUGAAUAUGGCAAGGGGGAAGAUGAAAAAUCAAUCACCUCAAAAUCCUUAGAGAACGUGUAUCUCUCAGAAGUUGAAACUGAAAUUCCAUUCAGCUUGGGUGGGAAUAAUUAUGUGCUCUACCUGAAAGGUAUGUAUCAACAAAACUUGAAGUACAAAACAAAACGAGAGGUUCGACGGAGGCCACGAUUUGUUUCAGUUCAAGAUGUUAAAGGAAAAUCAAAAAGUGAUGCGCCAGAAACCACUGUGGAUUUUCCUAGUCACUGGGAUAAAACAGCACUGCCCAGCUUCUCUUACACGAUUCUUAAGCUGUUAAUGUCUGAACCUAAUUAUGUAAGCGUAUCCAAGCUGUUUAAGAGGACGAUGCCCUCAAGCACCAUCCAUAGCAUUAAACGAGUGCAAAAUCCUUCUCUCUGGACAGUUUUUCAGUGGCAGAAAGACCAGAUGAUGAAAAGGAAUGGAGGAGAAGUUAUAGAUGAGCAAUACCUCUUCCAUGGCACAGAUAAGUCUCUAAUUGAAGCCAUCUGUGAGCAGAACUUUGACUGGAGGGUUUGUGGUGUUCAUGGAUCACUUUAUGGCAAAGGAAGUUACUUUGCCAGAGAUGCCAAGUACUCAGAUAGGUUUGCUAAGAGCAAAGACGGCACUAAGGUGAUGUUCGUCGCACUUGUCCUCGUAGGAGAAUAUACGAAAGGAUCCAGCAGUUUUCUUCGACCUCCACAGAAGACAAAGAAUGCAGGGUUUUAUGACAGUUGUGUGGACAAUACAAGCAACCCAGCUAUUUUUGUAAUUUUUGAGAAGUAUCAGAUCUAUCCUGAAUACAUUAUUGAAUACUCUUAGGACUGUGAUGAAUGUAUUUUUUUAUUCACAACAAACUAAGUACAUUGUUUUUUGAGUUUUAAUGUUAUGAGAAACAAAAAGAACUUUAGGUAGCUUACUAAUGCACUUUUUCUCCUGAUGAUUGUAUAAUUAGAUAUCCUAUUGAUGCACUGCUAAUCUUAUAGUAGUGUUUAUGAAUACAUCCGAGCUUAAAUAUUUCUACGGUGUACGUUUUGUGUUUAUUGAUAUGUCUCAGUUCUGACAAAUGUUUCAUAUACGGCCUCUCUUUUUAUUGUUUCUCUUUCUGCUUAUAGAAAUACAUGUCUGGUUCUACUGGACUUUCAGCAUUAGACAUGUUCUGAUUUACCAACAAGACAUUACACUGUUUAUAUGGAGACUUCAGAGCAUGAAAUAAUGACAAAAAGGUGAAAUCUAUCAUGUUGAAUGUAGCAUAGAAUUGGGUUAAUUUUAUUAGAAGUGUUUCAAGAUUCAUUAAACUCUAUGUAUACAUUUUGCCUUUGAAA